Messenger RNA from Striga hermonthica, 1761 nucleotides. The record is from the annotation of a GenBank genome assembly. Lineage: Eukaryota; Viridiplantae; Streptophyta; Magnoliopsida; Lamiales; Orobanchaceae.
AUGGUGUUGAAGAAGCUGAUCAAGUCCCCCACAUCAAAGUCUCUGAUUCUGAGAAUCAAUCUGAUUUUCCUCUCAUUCUUCUUGCUUCUCUACAUAAUCUUCCUACUCUGCCCAUCCGCAUCCGACUACCACGAGCGAGCUGCAUUGUAUGUUCGAUGCUCGUUGCGCGAAUGCCGCCAUAAGGAAAACGGGAUAAAAAUGAAAGCGAUGCUGGAAGAGGACAAGAGGCAGGCCAAGUUUCCAAGGAAGAUAUUGAUGCUACCGAGAUUGUUGGAGGGUGUAAUGGGAAAAGGCAGGGUAAUUGGGACAGUUGGAAUGGAGGGGGAGGAGUUGUCCGGUUGGGGGGUGAGAGUGGUUCCGUUCUUGUUCGAGAGAGUGUCAGAGAUGUUGGAAUGGAAGCACAUUUUUCCCGAGUGGAUAGACGAGGAGGAGGAGUAUUCGGGGUGCUCAUGCCCCGAGAUACCAAUGCCGGAUUUUGAAAGAAACAGUAGAAGCAGCAGUGUGGUUGAUGUGGUUGUGGCCAAGUUGCCGUGUAAGUAUCCGGAGGAAGGGUGGAAUAGGGACGUGUUUAGGCUUCAAGCGCACCUUGCAGCGGUUAAUGCGGCGGUGAAGAGGGGGAGAAGAGAUGAUGAUGGGAGGGUGAGGGUGGUGGUGUGGAGUUCGUGUAUGCCGAUGAUAGAGCUUUUCCGGUGUGAAGAGAAGGUGCGGAGGGAAGGGGAUUGGUGGGAGUAUUGGGUCAAUGUGGAGAGGUUGGCUCAGAAAAUUGCCAUGCCUUUGGGCUCCUGUGCUUUGGCUAUGCCUUUAUGGGAUAAAGGGAUCAAUCGAAUCUACGACACAUCCACAAUUAAAGAGGGUGCUAUGGCGGCAGAAACUCGGGUAAGGAGGGAAGCCUACGCGACUGUCCUCCACUCAUCCGAAUCGUACGUGUGUGGCGCGAUAACUCUAGCCCAGAGUCUGGUUAGGACAGGGACCAAACGUGACCUAAUCCUCCUCCUCGACCUCUCCAUAUCUGAACCCAAACGGGCGGCACUUGCCCAGGCAGGGUGGACCCUCCGAUUCAUCAAGCGCAUACGAAACCCACGCGCAGAGAAGAACUCCUACAACGAGUACAACUACAGCAAAUUCCGACUAUGGCAGCUUACUGACUACGACAAGGUCAUCUUCAUCGACUCAGACAUCAUCGUUUUACGCAACCUCGACAUCCUUUUCCAGUUUCCCCAGAUGUCUGCCACUGGCAACGACGCCUCCAUUUUCAAUUCAGGUAUAAUGGUGAUAGAGCCUUCGAAUUGCACGUUCGGCUUGCUGAUGCAAAAGAGGAAGGAGAUAGUCUCGUACAACGGCGGGGACCAAGGCUUCCUGAACGAGGUGUUUGUAUGGUGGCACAGGCUGCCGAGGCGGAUCAACUUCCUCAAGAAUUUCUGGUCGAACUCAUCAGCCGAGGCCGGGGUGAAGAACCAGCUGUUGGGGUCCGACCCUCCGAAGCUAUACUCAAUUCACUAUCUGGGCCUCAAGCCUUGGAACUGUUACAGAGACUACGACUGCAACUGGGACGUGUGGGACCAACACGUCUACGCUAGUGACGUGGCCCACGCGACGUGGUGGAAGUUCCACGACGCCAUGGAUGCCCACCUGCAGAGCCUCUGUAAUCUCUCCAAAAGGAGGAAGAUCGAGCUCCAGUGGGACCGGAAGCUGGCCGCCAAAAUGGGAUUUGCUAAUGCUCACUGGAGGAUAAAUAUUACAGACCCCAGAAGGUUUGCUUGA